Messenger RNA from Lycium ferocissimum, 1173 nucleotides. Its product is annotated as F-box/FBD/LRR-repeat protein At1g13570-like. The record is from RefSeq and is a predicted model, not a curated record. The transcript is spliced from 3 exons. Lineage: Eukaryota; Viridiplantae; Streptophyta; Magnoliopsida; Solanales; Solanaceae. Bases 1 to 1173 code for a protein of 390 amino acids.
AUGAGGUUGCCUUUACGAGAAGCUGUGAGGACAAGCAUCAUAUCAAAGAAAUGGAGAUAUAACUGGUGCAGAGUUCCACAACUGAAACUUGAUCAAACACUUUGGGAAACAACAGAGGACUUAAUAUCCCCCGCAAUUGGAUUUGCGAACAUUGUCUAUCCCCUCUUGGCCCUUCAUACAGGACAAAUUACCAAGUUUACCCUCGACAUUCCUGAUCUGAAAACAUGUCCUAAUAUUGACAAUUUGAUACAUUUCCUCACAAGGAAUGGCAUUCAACAUUUUGUUCUUAAGCCUCCGUUAGGUGACCGAUACAAACUGCCUUCUUCAUUUUUCACAAGUUUGCGUUUGAGGCAUUUGACUCUCCAAAGAUGUAUAAUACGUCCUCCACCGGUCUUUAAGGGAUUUGAUGGGUUAAUUAGCCUGGAACUAAGUUAUGUUGAAAUUUCUUCUGAAUUCCUUGGAAGUUUAAUCUCCCAUUCCCCGUUGCUUGAGAAUUUGGUGCUGAAAGACCCGCGUAAUUCAAACCCCAUAGAGAUUAGUGCUCCCAAGCUAAGGUCAUUUGUCUUCCUAGGCAAUAUACAUUUAAUACAAAUGAAAAAUGUCCCUCUUCUUUCCAGUGUUUCAUUUGAGCCUACAGAAUUUCCUGUAGACUCGGAACGCGAUCCUGCCAAGAUAUUUGAGUUUGUUCCUGCCCUCGAGAAUCUCUGCUGGAAUCAAUUAAUGGUCUUGGAUGCUGGACCAUUUGAAGUUAUACCAACAAGGCUUCCCUUUGCUCUUAACUGUCUUAAACGCCUUUACCUAUCUUGGAUUACUCUGCGAGAAUUCUUUGAGCUUUCAUUUGUUCUUUUCUUGAUACGAAGCUCCCCAUAUUUGCAAGAAAUAGAAAUUGAGGUUGUUGAUGAUGCAUUUGUUAAUCCCUGGGACGUUAUUGAUGAGAUUCCUGCAAGCUUCUCAGCUAUGACAUUUAAUCACCUGAGGAUAGUUAAGAUUAACAAUGUAGUAGGAGCAGGAGCUGAAAUGCAACUUAUCAAGGUUUUACUGGCCAAGUCUCCAGCACUGCUCAGAAUGGUAAUCAAACUCUGUGAAAUGGAAGAUAAAAGAUCUCUCAAAAUACUAGCGGAGAUAACAAAAUUUCAUCGGGCGUCAUUUAGAGCAAAAGUUGUGAUAAUGUAG